Doryrhamphus excisus (bluestripe pipefish) is the source of this 5492-nucleotide messenger RNA. It is a transcript of the gene tarbp1, whose product is annotated as TAR (HIV-1) RNA binding protein 1. Gene Ontology annotation, biological process: tRNA methylation. The record is from RefSeq and is a predicted model, not a curated record. Lineage: Eukaryota; Metazoa; Chordata; Actinopteri; Syngnathiformes; Syngnathidae. Gene Ontology annotation, molecular function: tRNA (guanine) methyltransferase activity; RNA binding.
UUUAUAAUCAGCCAUGAGCGCAUGAACGCAGCUGCGACUAAAGCCGUGCUGGUUUCUUUUCCACAAUGAAUUCAGUUUUAAUUAAGGCAGUAUUAUCUGCUUCUCCUGACUACGAGCUCCUGUUUGAGGCUCUUUGCUGGCCGGAUGACAUUUGGCCGGAGACAUCGCGUGUUGAGGCGCUGACAGCUUUCCUCGAAGGUCUGAAGGAAAUGUUCCUCCAAUCAGAAUGCUCUUUGUUGACACCCGCGAAAAGACAACGUCUUGUAGAAAAGACAGAGUCUCUUAUUUGGACUCACUGCCUGCCUCUUCUCUCCAGAACAUCAGCAGAAGUCGAGGGUUUGCGGUGCCGGGCUAGUAUAGCUGCUCUAUGCGGACUUGUGGCUGUCUGUGUCCGUUUGUGUGACCCGGCUGUGGCGGUCCGAGCCACCCAGGCUGUCUUGCCUUCGCUCCGGCUGUCGGAGGAGGAGAUGCCGGGUGUAAACAAACUCAGUGUGGAGGUUGCCAGUGACGUCAUAGCUGCCCUUCUCCCUUCUGUAACAGCAGACCACCACCUCACAUCAAGCAUCUUGUCAUGUGCCUUCUCUGGCCUGAGGACUCUUCCGGAUGGGUUGCUUCCCCGGGUCACCCUCCGGCUCCUGUUGGCUCUGCUCGGCUGUUGCAGUGAUGCCGGGCUCGGUGUCCUCCUCCAGAAGAUCCUGGAUGAGCUGUGUGCUUGGCAUUCAUCGGAGCGCACACCUACAGUCACAGAGCGAACAUUGGUGUGUUUGACCACCCUGUCCGACCACCUGUUGGGUUUCGCCGAGCCGGACCCUCGUCCGUAUCUCUGCUUUUGGUGGGUGGUUCAGGAUGGGCUCAUCCACAGAGACUACGUGGUUCGUAAGAGAGCCUUGUACUUGCUCAAAAGGUGUGUGGCUUCAUCGCAGGAGCAGGGAGUGGACUGUCCUCCAUCGCAAGAGACUGGAGAGGAGAUCUUGUUCAAAUGGACCCCCAAAAGUAGCAAGCUGCUCAGAGAGUUCUGGGAGGAUUAUGUGCUGGUGAUGGAAACUUUGGAGGAAAAUCAGGUCCAUGUUGUUCGCCCAGUUCUCAACAGGAUAAAUGCACUCGUUCAAGCAAGCGCUAAAGAAGGUCAGGACCUCUUCCACCCUUCCUGGCUGCUUUGUGUGUACCAGCGGAUGUUUCACAGUGAAAAUAAAACCUUAAUGAGAGCUGGGGUGUGUCACUUGUUGGAGCUCCAGGCUCUCCAAGAGCCAGCCUUUGCUCUGGCUUUCUCUCAGUUUAUCGUCUGCCCCUUUAUGGACAUCUUGUCAGAAAUGUCGCUGUACUGCAAGACACCUGGACAGAGUGUUGGUGAAUGUCCCGAGCUAGCAAUUAAACUCCAAAUCUUCUUGAAGAACUUCUUUAGCAGCCUGCCAGCAGGGGACAGAGGGCGUGUGUUACUGCAGAUGAUAAAGCAGCUGGGCUCCAAGCAUUGGUGUGCAGUGCCCCUCUUCUUCAUCUCUCAGGCCCUGUCCGAACUUGCACCAAACCCAAUACUGGGGAUAGACGGGCUGACUGCCCUGAGGGAUGUGCUGCGUUCCACCAUGAUUACACAUCAAGUCCUCCUGAGAGGUGCUGCCCAGUGCUUCUUACUGAAGAGUGCCCUGCGUCUCAUCGAUGUGAGUGCGGUGACCUUAGAUGAUGUUUUUACCUUCUUGGCAAAUUUCCGGGCAGAUGAGUCGCUUUGUCGAGGGUCAGAGCUUUGGAAUGAGGUGUGUAUCUGGCUCUCAAGCAACGAGGACAGCUUCAAGCCGACGCCAAUUGAUUCAGACGGUCCUGUCUCAAGCAAGGACACCAUUAAUGCCUACGUUCAAGGCAGAAUACACAACUUUUUGAGAGUUCCAGCAUGCACAGGUCAGACGGAAGGCUUACCCGACCCCAAAGAAGCAGAGAAGUUGUCCAGGUCCAUUCUGCUGUGUGCUGACAUGGAGUGGAGUCGGCCCGGAGUAAAUAUUGACGAUAUUGGCGACAACCUCCAGCUGUUGUUGUCUCCUCUGCUGGAGACGCUGAGCCGGCUUAGCACCAACAUUUACCUACCUCUGAGGAAGACUGACAAGAGUUUGCAGCUGGUUCUACAACUGCUCCAAUUUGGAGGAACUCCAAAACACUGCGUAGAUCAUGUGACUGCUGCUUUGGAGAGGCUCAUUUUUCACCACGCAGAUCCAAUCCAGGAGUUCAUCAUGAGGCGUCUGUGUGGGGAGCUGCAGGAGUUGUUUGAUGUGGAGCGAGCGGAGCUGUACUUGUGUGUCCUGAAGCAGCAGGCUAUCCAUAGUUCUAAACUUCAGCAAGGUUCCUUCCCUAAACUCAUCAAGUACAGUCUCGGGAUCCUGCAGGAACCAAGCCAACAGAUUCCCUCCCUGGCAAGCCAGGUAGUUAAAGCAGUUGCCAUGGCAUCUCUUGCGAUGGUGUGUCAUCUAAUUGACCAGCGAGCAGCUGACAUGGACUCCAGCACCUUGAAUUUUGUGAAACAUCUGAACGAGCAUUUCAACAAGGCACCACCAUCUUCCUGGCAAAGUGGGUCACCUUUGGGUUGCUUCAGUGAACGCCUACUGAAACCUCACGCAGAAGUCAGCUCAAGUGAUGAAGGUGGGACAGGUCCGCUUCUGCAAGACUGGGGACGCACAGCGGCCCACUUUAUGCGGGACAAAUGGAUUUGCUUUAACUUCCUGAUAAAGACUGUGAGGAUUCUGCCUGAACUUCACAUAGACAAAGGGACUUUUGCCGCCGCCCUGAGCUGCAGCGUGGAAGCUCUGGCUCUGCUGCCCAGCGACUUGGUGCUGCCAGUUCUUGCCUCCAUGGAGACUGUGCUGCCACAACUAGCGCAGGAGGAGGAGGCCCUCUGUGUGGAGGCCCUGAGUCGGAGCUGGGAGCUGGUGCACGGCCUCAGCACUAACGCCCACGACUUCUGGCCUGCCCUCAAAGGCUUCAUUUCAGUGGCCUUCCACCAGAGACUGCUCCUGCUCACAGACCAUCAGGCCCCUGCACUGACAGCAGCCGUGAAACAGAUUGCAACUGAGCUCAUGGAACUAUCCGAGUCCAAGAAUGGUGUCUUUGGUGUGCUAUUGCAACACUGCUGCGACACGUGGCUGCCCACUAGUGACCCGGGUGACGACAUCUUCUCCAGUGUUCUCCGACACAUCAACAUCCUAGCUGAGGCCUGCGUCUACGGCCCCGUGUUCAGGAGAGAUCAGAGGCUUGUCCAGGAUAUCCAGACAUAUGUAGAACAACUUGGCGAAGGAUGUGCUGCCAAUGCCGUGGUCUUCGGUGACAACCGAGAUGAUCAAUUCCCUCGCAUGUAUGCACUUGCUUUCCUCAGUCGCCUUGAUCCUUCUAACCAGCUGCAUGGAAGGCUGGUGGAGCAGCUUGUUGUCGCUCUCUUUGAAAAGGAGAAGAACAUGUCGAAAUCAACGCGUAUCUCCAGUAACUCCCUGCAGCAUCGUGUGAAAAACAGAGUAUGGCAAACACUGCUGCUUCUGCUGCCCAAAUUCAAGGAGGAGUUUAUUACCUUUUUACUGAACCGUGUCUUUGAGGCCGGCUUUUCCAGUAACCAGGCUUCGGUCAAGUACCUGAUUGAGUGGAUGAUGAUUCUGAUCCUUUUCCAUUAUCCGCAACACAUUGACAGGUUUUGGGUUUGCUUCGAUGUGAAUCACGGAGGAACCAAAACGGGCAUCUGUACAUUCUUGGCAGUCCUGGUGCAUUUUGCUGUCAUCAUUCCUAAACUUAAGGACCCGGAUGUGCAGUUGGUCAAAGCACUGGAUGUCACUCUGCAGUGGUGUUUCCACCAUAACUUCAGUGUGCGCCUCUAUGCCCUACUGGCCUUGAAGCGUGUUUGGAGCUUAGUGGAGGUCCGAGGAACGGAGGCGGCUGAUGGCCUAAGGGGGCUGUCCACUGCUGUCAAAGCCUGUCUGCACCAGACUGAGGCCUUGAAGAACACAGGGAAUGCCAACAAGAACUGGACUAGAAUUCAAGAGCACUUCUUCUUUGGUACCUUUCAUCCAAUCAGGGAUUACAGUAUUGAGACAAUAUUCCACACAUUCCCCAGUCUGUCGGGGUUGGCUGAUGAUGAGUGGAUUCCAACCUGGAAACUGGAGAAGCUUUCAUGCAUCUCUCACACUCCUCCUUUGAAGAAUGCUGCUCCUGAUCUAAGCCAGCUCCAGCCUGGAGACUGGAUCCAGCAGGACAAAAUUGAGGAGGACAAGGAUGAGCGCUGGGCUGAUGUGCAGAAGAAGAUCACCCCCUGGAGGCUGGACAUCCAGGAGCAGAAUCCUGAUCUCCAUUUGGUUCCACAACAGAGAGUUGCUCGUGUGGGCAAACAACAUGGCGCCCUGCUGGUCGUCGCCUCCCUUAUUGACAAGCCCACCAACUUAGGAGGUCUGUGCAGGACAUGUGAGAUCUUUGGUGCCAGUGCAUUGGUGUUGGAUAACCUCCGCCAUAUCUCUGACAAACACUUUCAGUCCCUCAGUGUUUCAUCUGAAUUAUGGCUCCCCCUGCUGGAGGUCAAGCCUUUGGAACUGGCAGACUUCCUGCAGGUAAAAAAGAACCAGGACUACUGCAUUGUCGGAGUGGAGCAGACUGCCAACAGUCAGAGCCUUCAGGACUACCAGUUCCCUGAGAAGACACUGCUACUUCUUGGCAACGAACGAGAAGGCAUCCCUGCCAACUUGCUCCAGCUGCUGGAUGUGUGCGUGGAGAUCCCCCAACAAGGGGUCAUUCGCUCGCUCAACGUUCACGUGAGCGCCGCUCUGCUGAUCUGGGAGUACACUCGUCAACGUCUCACCUGCACCUCCAGUCAAUCAAGGCAAAACCUUGAUUCUUAGCCGUUAUAGUCACAGAUUCUAUCUCGCCACAUUCAUAUUUGAAUGCAGCCUUAUGGUCAGUAUUUGUCUAGUGCCUUUUAUGAGAUCAGCAGUGCUCAUUUCAUCUAACGAUGCCACUGAGUAUCAUGAUGGAAAAAUAAAGUCGCUUCAGAGGAGGGGCAUUACUGCAAUUUUAUUGUCUUCUCCAAUGAGGCAAUUACUUUAGCUUCACAGGGACUUUAAAGAACAACACAAAUACCCCACGCUCACAAACGUGAAGUGUUGACUUAAUAUUUCUAUGUCGGCCAGUACCACUCAAUUGGGAAAAAAAUAUGAUUAGCUUAAAAUUUUUUUCUGUUGUGCUGAGCUGGUUAACACCAAGAAAAAGUCAACAGUUUUAUGUGUGUAUAUAUGUCUUUAAACUUUUUUAUGUUAUGGUUUUACAUAUCUUUCAAUGAAAAUGUUUAAAUAAACACCAUUUGUAUUGAAUCAUGUUAACUACUUUGGCUUGACUGACAGAUGUGCUCGUGCUACCCGCCCGUCAUCUUUCCUUCCACUCCCCCAUGGAGGCGGUUCACCUGGCGGCCCAGCUCACAUGGGAGCCAGAUGGACUUCUUUCAGUCGUAUUUUUCUUAAUUUCCCAUUAACUGGUUUUUAUGU